Morus notabilis is the source of this 610-nucleotide messenger RNA. RefSeq names its product 60S ribosomal protein L23. Bases 116 to 610 code for a protein of 164 amino acids. The transcript has 5 exons. Gene Ontology annotation, molecular function: structural constituent of ribosome; large ribosomal subunit rRNA binding. The record is from RefSeq and is a predicted model, not a curated record. NCBI's taxonomy places the organism in Eukaryota, Viridiplantae, Streptophyta, Magnoliopsida, Rosales, Moraceae. Gene Ontology annotation, cellular component: cytosolic large ribosomal subunit; ribosome. Gene Ontology annotation, biological process: translation.
UUUCUUCCAUUGCGCCGACUGAGGCUUGUUCUUCUCUCUUUCUCUGCGGUCCUUCGCAAACCCUAAUCGGUCCAAGGUACAUUUCGUCUGAUUUGGCAGAGGAGAGAGAUCCAGGAUGUCGAAGAGAGGUAGAGGUGGCUCUGCCGGUAACAAGUUCAGAAUGUCACUGGGUCUUCCAGUGGCUGCAACCGUGAACUGUGCGGAUAACACCGGGGCCAAGAAUUUGUACAUAAUCUCCGUUAAGGGGAUUAAGGGAAGGCUUAACCGUCUUCCCUCUGCUUGCGUUGGUGACAUGGUCAUGGCGACCGUGAAGAAGGGCAAGCCUGAUCUCCGUAAGAAGGUCCUUCCCGCGGUCAUUGUCCGCCAGAGGAAGCCCUGGCGCAGAAAGGAUGGGGUUUACAUGUACUUUGAAGACAAUGCGGGGGUUAUUGUGAACCCAAAGGGCGAAAUGAAAGGAUCGGCUAUCACAGGACCAAUCGGGAAAGAGGGCGCAGACCUGUGGCCUAGGAUUGCCAGUGCCGUAAAGAUUAAUGUCGUUUCUGUAAUAGUUUUGGCGGGUGGGUCCAGUGGGGUGGGACUUGGUGCGAGUGACGGGAAAGAGCAGCGUUGA